GAAUCGGUCCUCGCCAGACUGACCGGAUUUUAUCGGCGCACACCGGAGGAAACGGCUCAUCCAACUCUCACCUCUAACUUUUCUGAGACUCUCCACUUCAACAUCCACAUACCGGACCUGCUCACAGCUGACAUCCCCACAGGAAUAUCUUAACUUGUGUUGAAGAUCCAGAGAUCAGCUGGGAAGGAAGCGCUAAAUCACAUCCUGCUGAUUUCUUUCCUUUUUUUUUUUUUUUUGUGGGAAGGGGGUUUCUUUUAUCGCCAUGUCUUGCGGUGAUGCGUCGGAUCAGAGCCGGCGGUUCUGCGUGUUGUCUUGGGAUCAGGUGCAGCGCUUGGACUCGAUCCUGGGGGAGGCUGUCCCCAUCCACGGCCGAGGAAACUUCCCCACACUGUCCGUGCAACCCCGACAAAUCGUCCAGGUGGUGCGGGCAAGGCUGGAGGAGAGGGGUGUGUGUGUAAAAGACGUGAGGCUGAACGGCUCGGCUGCCAGCCAUGUGCUCCAUCAGGACACUGGACUGGGCUAUAAGGACCUGGACCUGAUCUUUGGCGUGUCACUGAAAGAUGAUCAGGCCUUCCGGCUGGUUAAGGAUGUUGUGCUGGACUGCCUGUUUGACUUCCUGCCAACCGGGGUCUCAAAGGAACGCAUCACGGCACUAACCCUCAAAGAGGCCUAUGUACAGAAACUGGUGAAAGUCUGUAAUGACACGGACCGCUGGAGCCUCAUCUCGCUGUCCAACAACACAGGCAAGAAUGUGGAGCUAAAAUUUGUGGAUUCUUUACGGCGGCAGUUUGAAUUCAGCGUGGACUCCUUCCAGAUUUGCCUCGAUUCUCUGCUCUUAUUUGACCGCUGCUCAGAGACGCCCAUGUCUGAGAGCUUUCACCCAACUGUGGUUGGGGAGAGUGUGUACGGGGACUUCAAGGAGGCCAUGGACCACCUGUGUCAGAGGACCAUAGCUACACGCAGCCCUGAAGAAAUCAGAGGGGGCGGCUUAUUGAAGUACUGCCACCUGUUGGUGCGAGGGUUCAGACCCUUUUCGGAGGCGGACAUGAAGCAGAUGCAACGCUACAUGUGCUCUCGAUUCUUCAUUGACUUCUCUGACAUAGGAGAGCAGCAGAGGAAACUGGAGGCCUACCUGCAAAACCACUUUGCUGGGAUGGAGCACAAACGGUACGAGUGCCUGAUGACUCUUCACCAAGUAGUGAACGAGAGCACUGUCUGUCUGAUGGGCCACGAGCGGCGCCAGACACUCAGUCUUAUCUCCAUGCUGGCCCUGAAGGUGCUGGCCGAGCAGAACGCCAUCCCCACUGUGACGAAUGUCACGUGUUACUACCAGCCAGCUCCGUACGUGCAGGACAUCAACUUCAGUAAUUACUAUAUUGCACACGUGCAACCACCGCAGGUUUCACCAUGCAGUAACUCAUAUCAGACGUGGCUGCCCUGUAGCUGAACUGACUGUCACAACAGGAGAGGUGGACAUGUCUCCAUCGCUCCAUCAUUCAAAGGACGUGGACUGGAAAAAAAAAAGAAAAAAAAAAAAAGAAACUAUGUUUGCCAAAUGUGACUUGACUUAAACAAUCCUGUACUGCUGUACAUCUGAUUGAGCCGACACGUUAAUUUUUCUCACUUGUUUUGUUUUGCAAAACAUCUGUAAGAUUGCUGGUCAUUUCUGAGAUGUAGCGAUAAUAUCUUGUUUAAGUAUUAAAAAAAAAAAAGUCUUUAUGAAGCUUUAUAUAUGUCAAAAAUACAUUUUUGAAGAAACAAACUUUGAAGCUGGUGUUCUUUUCAUACUCUGGCUUUAUUUUUUUAAAAUUACAUACCGGACCAAAGAUGUAUUUGUUGUUCAGAAAGGGAAUGUUGUUAUGAUUCCAAGUGCCUAAAAUGAACCAUGAAAUGUUCUAAAAACAUCUGUAAAGUGAGAAUGGUGCAUUCAGUGUUUUCUUGAUUACUCCGUCUCUCUUUUCAGGAACAGAAGCAUUCAUUUUUGUGAGAUUAAAAAAAAGAAAAAACUA
Molecule: messenger RNA, 2009 nt
Organism: Larimichthys crocea (large yellow croaker)
Lineage: Eukaryota; Metazoa; Chordata; Actinopteri; Sciaenidae
Gene: tent5ba
Product: terminal nucleotidyltransferase 5ba
Exons: 2
Coding region: 263-1447 (394 amino acids)
Biological process (GO): mRNA stabilization
Molecular function (GO): poly(A) RNA polymerase activity; RNA binding
Source: RefSeq, a predicted model, not a curated record